Messenger RNA from Impatiens glandulifera, 865 nucleotides. RefSeq names its product NAC domain-containing protein 83-like. The coding region runs from base 35 to 655 and encodes 206 amino acids. Gene Ontology annotation, biological process: regulation of DNA-templated transcription. Gene Ontology annotation, molecular function: DNA binding. The record is from RefSeq and is a predicted model, not a curated record. The transcript has 3 exons. NCBI's taxonomy places the organism in Eukaryota, Viridiplantae, Streptophyta, Magnoliopsida, Ericales, Balsaminaceae.
CCUUAAUCUCUCUAACGAGGCAGAUUCUUGAAAAAUGGAGAAAUCCGGUUUCUUUGUUACAAACGGAGUAAAUUUACCUAUCGGCUUCCGUUUCCGUCCGACAGAUGAUGAACUCAUCGUUCACUACCUUAAUCGCAAGGCUAUGUCUCUUCCACUGCCUGUCUCUGUCAUUCCUGACGUUGAAGUUUUCAGUUCUAGCCCGUGGGACUUGCCAGGGGAUUUGGAGGAGACGAAGUAUUUCUUCAGCAGAGGAAGAGAAGGAACUACUUGUAACGGGAAGAAGGUAAGAAUUAGUGAUGGGUCUGGUUUCUGGAAAGUUUCUGGGAAGGAGAAACAUGUUUUUGUUUUUGGCAAGAAGGGGAGGGAAGUAAUUGGGGUGAGAAAGACGAUGACUUUCUUUCAUGGGAAGAACUCUGAUGGACUCAAAUCUUCAUGGGUCAUGCAUGAAAUCAAACUUUCGAACAACUCUAUCCAGAAACCAGGGGGUGGUGAAUGGAAAGUAUACAGGAUUUAUAAGAAGAAAAACAGGGUAAAAUGUAAUAAUAGGUACAGGAUUUGUCCUCCUCUUCCACCACAAACAACCUCGUCUCCAUGUUCAAGUGUGAUCACUUGUGAGGAAUCAGAUGAUGGGGAAGAAACCAAAUCUUGUUUUUAAGAUAAAAGAGAGUAUUCCAUGUCUAUCUACUGUUUUACUAGUCCAGAUUUCUAUAGAUGUCUUUCUAACAAAUGGAAAAAUAAAGAAAAAGAUAUCAUUCAUGUCUACAUCUCUAAAUUAAAUUGUCGUUCUUUAUUCCUUGUAUCUGGUUUUGUCUCCUUACAUGGGUUUGUUUAAUUUCAGUGGAUUAAUGACAUGGCAGUUAUUUGG